CAGUUCGACAGUGCAACUGGGUCUCUAGAAAUUUAACAAAGUACCUGCGUUUUUAAAAGGGAGAUGAUUAUAAUAGCAAUUUAAAAUAAAGAAAAUGAGGACGUUUUUAUUGGCAAGCGCAGUUGUGUUCCUGUCUGCAGUUUGUGCGCAGCGUGGCAGGUCCGGGGCUCCGAGAGGCUUCUCCAAGUACCGCUCCUGGAAUUCCAAGCUGUAUCCCGUCUGGGAUGAUGGAGAUUCCAGAUAUCGGGACUGCUGGAGAGGUGGCAACGUGUCCUUGGAAGUCCGUAACGAUGGCCCGACCCUGAUCGGUGCCAAGGCCACUUUCACCAUCCAGCUCCGUUUCCCUGGCAACCAGACCGUGCUGCCCGACGGGCAAGUGGUGUGGGCGCACAACUGCACGGUCAAUGGGACUCAUUUCCGGGAGGGGGAGCCAGUGUACGGCAAUGACACUUUGGAGGACUGGGACGGGGUAUUCCCAGACGGGACUCCCAUGAGGACCUCGGGCAGGAAAUCGAAGUUCGUGUUUGUGUGGAAGGUGUGGGGGAAGUUCUGGCAGGUAGCGGAUGGCCCCUCUUCCUCUCUGACCGUCGUCACGGACUCCGUCCCUCUGGGCUCCUACUCCAUGGAGGUGGUGGUGUAUCACUCCCGCGGGCGAGACCAGUUCAUCCCCAUGGGCACGGCCACCACCGACUUUGCAAUCACAGAUCAGGUCCCAUUCUCUGUGUCUCUCUCCCAGGUGAACGACCUGAACCAAGCAGACCAGAGCUUCAUCCAGAACCGGGCCGUCUCCUUUACUGUCCGCCUUCACGACCCCAGCCAGUACCUGAGCGGCUCCGACAUCACCUUCAACUGGGACUUCGGGGACAACAGCGGCACCCUGAUCUCCCGCGGCCUGGCCGUCACUCACACCUACCUGACCGCCGGCUUCUUCCAGCCACUGGUCAUCCUGCAGGCCACUAUCCCCGCGGCCGGCUGCGUCACACCAGGAGACCCCCCAACCCCCGGGGCCCCCACCGGGAGCACAGGCCUGGUCUCCUCGGAGCCAGCUCCUCAGCCACUUGGCACCACCGUGUCUUCCGCCUCAGUUGCCCCGGUUGUGGUAUCUACCCCAGGACCUGCCCAGACCUCGAACCCAGCUGACCUGGACCUGGCAGUGCCUGGCUCUGCUGCUGCCCCGGCUGCAGGAGAGGACACCAUUGCUCUCGAGGCGUCCGUUGCCCCAGCAGACACGGCUGUGGAAACAGUUGCCCCAGCAGCAGGAGGAGACACAGUUGCUGAGGCAAUCGCGUCAGUUGCCCCAGUAGAUGCUGUGGACACAGUUCCCCCGGUGGAGGCUGUUGAGACAGUUGCCCCUGACACAGUUGCCCUAGCUGCAUCCGUCGCCCCUGUAGAAGCAGUUGAUCCCGUCAACACAGUUACCCUGGUGGAGGCAGUUGCAGACACAGUUGCCCCGGGGGUAGCCCAGGUCUCGACUCCAGUCUCCUCUGUGGAGGAGAUCAUAGACGCUGUGACCCUGGAGAGCGCAGAUCUGGUGGCUGACCCUACCAUGGUGGCUGUGGAGGCUGGCACGAUGACUGCAGUGGCAGUGGAGGCUGGCACGGUGGCAGUGGAGGCCGGCACGAUGACUGCAGUGGAGGCUGGCACGGUGGCAGUGGAGGCUGGCACGAUGACUGCGGUGGCAGUGGAGGCUGGCACGGUGGCAGUGGAGGCUGGCACGGUGGCAGUGGAGGCUGGCACGGUGGCAGUGGAGGCUGGCACGGUGGCAGUGGAGGCUGGCAUGAUGACUGCGGUGGCAGUGGAGGCUGGCACGGUGGCAGUGGAGGCCGGCACGGAGGCAGCAGAGGUGCCGCUGAUUGUGGCAAAGCGGCAAGCGCCUGCAGCAGCUGAGGAGAGCUGCCUCAUCUACCGAUACGGAUCCUUUUCCACCGGCAUCGACAUCAUCCAGGGUAUCGAGAGUGUGGAGAUCGUGCAGGUGCAGAAUGUGGAGAUGGAGCUGGAGGCUCUGCAGAAUGCAGUGGAUCUGACCAUCACCUGUCAGGGCAGCCUCCCUAGCGAGGUGUGUACAGUGAUCUCGGAUGCUGAUUGCGCGGUGCCCGUGCUGACGGUGUGUAACGCGGUGCAGCCCUCGCCGGAGUGCCAGCUCAUCCUGCGCCAGGUCUUCAACGAGACGGGCGUCUUCUGUGUCAACGUCUCCAUGACCAACAGCGUGAGCCUGGCCAUGACCAGCACCCGAGUCAACAUCAACGCAGCGUCUGGCUCAUCCAUGGCUGCCACGGUGGUCCUGAUCGUGGGGAUGCUGUUAGUGGCCAGUGCAGUGGGGGCCGUCGUCUUCACUUACAGGCGUCUGAAGGACUACCGGCCCCUGAACGAGGACCCCACAGGCAGCGUGCAGACGGGCUGGGCGAGCGAGAGGACCUCUGUGCAGAUCUUCCUGCGCAGCAUGUUCACUCGGCAGCCUGUAGGGGAGAACAGCCCUCUGCUGCAGGGCAGGGUGGUCUGAACCAGGCUGGGACCCACUGCUGCCUGCCUCUCACCACAACCAACCAAUUGGUCUAUCGGAUUCCAGGACCACACCCCCCAACCAACCAAUCGAAUGUCAGUUUUCUUAAACACAUCUUUACCGACCACCCCCCCCCCCCCCCCUUUUUAUAUUCAAUCCCUGGCCAUCAUUUUGAAGGAAGCAGGUUUCAUAGACUGAUUUAACACUAAUCUCUUAGUUCUUUGACUCAAGUUAAAAUGUUUGUCAUCAGAUCUGAUAAAUUUAAUUUUCAUAUUGCUACAUACAAAUUCAGCUGGUUUACACAGAUUAUCUCUAAUCUUGCACUACGUUAAGUGAGAUUAGGAUCCUAUGAAACUAACCAAGUGUGUUGUAUGGUUUUGGAGUAACUGUUAUGGACUAUCCUAAGGUUAAGAUAGUUCUAGAUUGGUGCAAAUCAGGGUCUGUGAAAUAUCAUUCUUUUGUUGGAAGCCUGUAAUCCACCACAAACUGGUGCAGUUCACUAUGACAGUUGGCUAGCUGUAGGAAAGCAUUGCAUUCUGGGAUGCUGUGACACCCACUCCAAUUCAGUCGUCUCCAUUAACAAAGACCCUUCUUAAAUAAUGCAUCUCCAAUUCAGCCUACUGAGCUGCUAGAGAUUUCUAGGGAAGAUUUUUGUCAGUACAGCCAAGGUUUUAAUUCCUUUAACAUAGAAUUCUUAUAGGGUAGGGCUCUCGCUCACUGUGAGAAGCUGAGAAUAUCUAACCAUGCUUUGGCAUUUCUGUUCCAAUUGAUCUGAAAUCAAGUCUUGGUUUUCCCUACUCAAACCUCUCUCUCUCUCUCUCUCUCUCUCUCUCUCUCUCUCCUGGUUUUUUAUACAUACAAACUUCUGUCAAUCAGACGUAAAUUCUUGGACUGGUUUCAGAUUAUUACUUACAAGAAGGUAUACACAAGGGUUGCUCCUGACAAUAAAUGGUUAAAACUCCUAAA
Acipenser ruthenus (sterlet) is the source of this 3466-nucleotide messenger RNA. RefSeq names its product melanocyte protein PMEL-like. Gene Ontology annotation, biological process: melanosome organization. The record is from RefSeq and is a predicted model, not a curated record. The transcript has 12 exons. Bases 95 to 2500 code for a protein of 801 amino acids. NCBI's taxonomy places the organism in Eukaryota, Metazoa, Chordata, Actinopteri, Acipenseriformes, Acipenseridae. Gene Ontology annotation, cellular component: melanosome.